AAAUCAAGCUUUACUCACUCAUCAAUUAAUCAAUCAAUUAUGCCGGCGUGUGUACUAGUCUAGUAGAGUGUUUGUCAACAUUAUCGCCUUCAAAACUUUUAAUUUAUCAAUUUUGAUACAAGACGCAUUUUAGUUAUGAAAAUAGACUCUUAGGUUUUCUAAUACUUUGCCAAGAUGAAGCAAGUUCUAAUGGUUGCAGAAAAACCGUCCCUUGCUCAGUCAAUUGCACAAAUCCUGUCAAAUGGACAUUUUAAACAGCGAAAAGGUUUGAGUUCGGCUUGUGCUGUGUAUGAGUAUGACGGAGUUUUUAAUAAUCAACAAGUAAAAUUUAAAAUGACGUCUGUGUGUGGCCAUGUUAUGAGUACUGAUUUUAUAUCGAAAUAUAAUAACUGGGAUCGAGUUGACCCAGCUGAAUUGUUUUCUGCUCCUACUGAGAAAAAAGAAGCAAAUGCCAAAUUACAGAUUCCAAAGUUUUUACAAUCUGAGGCCCGGAACUGUGACUAUUUGGUACUUUGGCUUGAUUGUGACAAAGAAGGUGAAAAUAUUUGUUUUGAAGUUAUUAACAGUGUGAAAAGUGUCAUGCGACCACCUGGAAAUAGAUUUGAGCAGGUCAUAUAUCGAGCUAAAUUCAGUGCAAUUACUGAUAAAGAUAUUAAGGCUGCAAUGCGGCAACUAAUCGAACCUGAUGAAAAUCAGUCUCUCUCUGUGGAUGCUCGUCAGGAGUUGGACCUGCGCAUUGGUUGUGCUUUCACAAGAUUUCAAACUAAGUUCUUCCAAAAUAAGUAUGGUAAUCUUGACAGUGCCUUGAUUUCUUUUGGACCUUGUCAAACUCCGACUUUAGGUUUUUGUGUCGAGCGUCAUGAUAGGAUAGCUUCUUUCAAACCUGAAACAUUUUAUGUGCUAUCUGUAAAGGUGUUAACUAACAAUGAUAAAGUUUUAUCUUUGGACUGGGAUCGAAUCAGAAUAUUUGACAAUGAAGUGGCAAAUGUGUUUUAUGGAAUUAUUAAGCAGAAGACUGAAGCCAUAGUUCUGAAUAUUUCUCAAAAAGAAAAAGCGAAACAAAAGCCACUGGCUUUAAAUACUGUUGAAUUAAUGAGAGUGGCCAGUUCCGGUCUCAAUAUGGGUCCCCAUCAUGCAAUGAUGAUAGCUGAAAAACUGUAUACACAAGGCUACAUUAGUUAUCCUAGAACAGAAACUACCAAUUACCCUGAAAAUUUCGAUCUAAGGGGAACACUGCAGAUUCAGAGUAAAAGCUCAGAUUGGGGAAAUGAUGUCAAAGAUCUGUUAUCUGGUACCAUGACUAGACCCAGAAAAGGCAAUGACGCUGGCGAUCAUCCUCCUAUCACACCCAUGAAAUUGGCUUCGAGGAAUGAACUUGAUGGUGAUUCUUGGAGAAUAUAUGAUUAUGUUGCUCGACACUUCAUUGCAUCUAUUUGUCCAGAUAUGAAAUACCUUCACACCGUUGUUUCCUUAAAAAUAGGGGAAGAAACCUUCACUUGCUCUGGAAAAAGUCUUAUAGAUCCUGGUUAUACUAAAUUUAUGUCAUGGCAAGCCCUUGGUGCAGAUGAAACUUUACCAGAUUUGAAAAAGGGUGAUAUCUUAAAAGUAUCUGAGGUCAAACUGAAUGAACGCCAAACCUCCCCACCAGACUAUUUGACUGAAUCUGAAGUAAUCACUCUUAUGGAGAAACAUGGAAUUGGAACAGAUGCUUCAAUUCCUGUUCAUAUAAAUAAUAUCUGUCAAAGAAAUUAUGUUACAGUUGGCAGUGGACGCAGACUAAUCCCAACACCUUUGGGAAUUGUAUUAGUCCAUGGAUAUCAAAAAAUUGAUUCCGAUCUUGUUUUACCAACCAUGCGUGCCGCUGUCGAGAAACAAUUGAACUUAAUAGCACUUGGAAAAGAAAACUAUGAAUCUGUACUACAGCACACCCUGACAGUAUUCCGUUUGAAAUUCCAGUAUUUUGUAACUAAUAUCACAGGGAUGGAUGAAUUGUUUGAAGCUACCUUUAGUCCUUUGUCUGAAAGUGGAAAACCUUUAUCAAGAUGUGGAAAAUGUCGUCGUUAUAUGAAAUUAAUCGCUACAAAGCCCAUGAGGUUGCAUUGUCCCACCUGUGAUGAAACUUUCUCAGUGCCUCAAAUAGGUGGCAACAUAAGAAUAUUUAAGGAAUUAAAGUGUCCUUUAGAUGAUUUUGAACUUUUACAAUUGACUGGAGGUACAAAAGGAAAGAGUUAUAUAUUUUGCCCUUAUUGUUAUAAUAAUGCCCCCUUCCAUGAUAUGCGAAAGUUGUCUGGCUGCAAUUCUUGUACUCAUCCCACCUGUCCUUAUUCACUCCAAAGCAAUGGCGUAUCUAACUGUUCUAAUUGUGAUGGAGGAAUAUUAGUACUAGAUCCUGGAUCAGGACCUAAAUGGAAGCUCUCGUGUAAUAGGUGUGAUACAAUUGUUCGCCUGUUUGAAGAUGCUGUAAAAGUCUCUAUUGAUGAUGAUACUUGUAAAGAUUGUGGUGGUCAACUUGUAACAGCUGAAUAUAAGAAAGAUAAAACAAAGUUUGGUGGUAACAUCACAGAAGCAACAGGUUGCAUUUUCUGUGAUGCCAGAUUCACAUCUCUCGUUGAUCAGCAACAAGCCAUGAAAUUCCACAAUUCUUCCAGAGGCAGAGGUCGUGGACGAGGCAGAGGAAGAGGCACAAGAUCUAGAGGCAGAGGUCGAAGCAAACCAAAGGACAAAAUGGCUCAACUAGCUGCCUACUUUGUAUAAAUCUUUUUAUAGAUUGUUAUUAUUUUUGUUACAUUUUUUCGUUUUGUUAUUAAAAUGUCCUUUUUACUAAACAAUUUUACUAACCUUAUUUAUGAUUUGGCUCUCGUGAAAGACACACUAUCAAAUUUUACUAAUUACUUGUUUGGAGAACAUUAUUUAUGCAUCUUACAAUGCUGUACAGACAAAUGAUUUAUUUUUUCCUUUGUAAUUUUCUUCUUGAAUCAAAUUAGAUCAAACACAAAUAAUAAAAGUUAAUAUUUCGACUACAAAAAUAUUUUUUUGCAUGAAAAGUUUUGUUUUGGAAUUGCAUUUGUUAUGAAGAAAACCCUUGUAACUUCCAAACUAUUAGUCCUAUCAACUCGAAUUUUCUUUCAUUCGGUUCAGUAAAGCAAAUUUCAGCAUAAAAUUUACCUGAUACGUUCAAACAGCCCCUAGAUAGCUAAGUAAAAAGUGUACUAAGUUAUGUCAAAAGUUUUUUAUUCAUAAAAGCUCAUACCACUUUUACCAAUUGCUUGUUAUAUUGACUCAUGCAUAGCAUUGAUCGAUUCAAGGUAAAAACAAAAUACAGAAGAAAUAAUGUUUCAUUUGUUUAGACAGCAAUAUCAGAUGCAUUAGUAGAUACAAGUACAAAUGUAUUCAUAAAACGCUUAUAACUUCUAAACUAUUAGUCCGAUCAUCUCGGGAACUGUAUUAUUCAAUUCAGUGUGAAAAAAUAAAUCACUAUUAAUGCCUUGUU
This is a messenger RNA of Parasteatoda tepidariorum (common house spider), 3490 nucleotides long. RefSeq names its product DNA topoisomerase 3-beta (gene Top3beta). Lineage: Eukaryota; Metazoa; Arthropoda; Arachnida; Araneae; Theridiidae. Gene Ontology annotation, biological process: DNA repair; DNA recombination; DNA topological change. Gene Ontology annotation, cellular component: nucleus. The record is from RefSeq and is a predicted model, not a curated record. Gene Ontology annotation, molecular function: DNA binding; DNA topoisomerase type I (single strand cut, ATP-independent) activity.